This is a messenger RNA of Mytilus trossulus (common blue mussel), 312 nucleotides long. RefSeq lists its product as uncharacterized. NCBI's taxonomy places the organism in Eukaryota, Metazoa, Mollusca, Bivalvia, Mytilida, Mytilidae. The record is from RefSeq and is a predicted model, not a curated record. The transcript is spliced from 2 exons.
AUGUAUGGACUAAAUGUAUGGACUGAAAUUCAUGGACUUAAUGUAUGGACUGAAUGUAUGGAAUUAAUUUAUGGACUGAAUGUAUCGACUGAAUGUAUGGACUUAAUGUAUGGACUAAAUGUAUGGACUGAAUUAUGGACUGAAUGUAUCGACUGAAUAUAUGGACUGAAUGUAUGGACUGAAUGUAUGGACUGAAUGUAUGGACUUAAUGUAUAGACAGAAUGUAUCGACUGAAUGUAUGGACUGAAUGUAUCGACUAAAUGUAUGGACAGAAUGUAUCGACUAAAUGUAAGAACUGAAUGUAUGGACUGA